AUGAUGGAUGCAGACGCAGGGCCGUCACAAGUCAAUGGCCAUCCAGGCUCGGACACUUUGCAGCAGCCUUCCUCCGCUUCCACUCGUCGCGAUACGCAACCUCGUGCCUCCUCCUUACCCCCGUCUCUCAAGACUCCAGAAAUACAGGUUGGGUACGUAUACUCAACAAAGAUGAUGAUGCACAGCUGUGUGCAUGGCCACGAGGAACAACCAGAACGCAUCUCCCGUAUAUUCGAUAUCCUCAAGGACGCGUCUUGUCUCACCAAAAUGCGAAGGCUUCCGAUCCGACCUGUUCUGAAAGAGGAAGCUCUCCUUGUGCACAGCGAAGCACUUUGGGACAAAGUCCAAGCCAUUCAUUCGAUGACCGAGCAGGACAUCGUAGAUUCUGCGGCGUACUACGACGAGCUUUCUCUUUAUGUUCAUCCAGCCACUCCGUACACCGCACGUCUCAGUGCCGGCGGUGUUAUAGAAGCCGCACUGGCUGUUGCGCGGGGCGAAGUCAAGAAAACAUUCGCCAUCGUUCGGCCUCCAGGACACCAUGCCGAACCAGACGAACAUAUGGGUUUCUGUUUCUUUAACAACGUAUCGAUAGCCACGAAGGUUGUACAAGUCAGCACAUCGAUCAAGAAAAUUAUGAUCUUGGACUGGGAUAUCCAUCAUGGAAACGGCACCCAGCGCACAUUUUAUGAUGACCCAUCAGUUCUUUACGUCUCCCUCCAUCGGUACGAAGGAGGUUACUUCUAUCCCAAUGGUCCCUUUGGGAGCAUGAUAUCCUGUGGCCAAGGCCCAGGAAUCGGCUAUUCUGUGAAUAUUCCCUGGCCAGAGAAGGGAAUGGGUGAUGCAGAUUACAUUCUCGCAUUUCAAAAGGUUGUCAUGCCUAUUGCGGUGGAAUUCGCGCCUGAACUGGUUAUUAUCUCUGCAGGCUUUGAUGCUGCAGAAGGGGAUACUUUGGGAGAAUGCCAUGUUACACCUACGGGCUACGCUCACAUGACACACAUGCUGUCGUCACUCGCCAAUGGCAGAUUGGUUGUUGCAUUAGAGGGCGGAUAUUGCCUAGAUGCAAUCUCGAAGUCAGCGUUGGCAGUAACGAAGGUGAUUCUCGGUGAAGUUCCCCCUCAGCUGGAGCCUAUGGUGGCUUCAGAAGCCGCGACCGAAACCAUUUGGCAAGUCGCUGUAGAGCAGAGCAAAUAUUGGAAGAAUGUCGAUCCCAAAGCUUGCGAGCCGCUAGAAGAAAUGGAGCCGAUUACUUUCUCGAUACCCGAGCUGCUCAAAGCACACCGUCAGGAUUAUCUUUUCAAGGAACACGGCAUGGUAGAGGUUCCCUUAAUGUCUCAAGCCCUCAUAGAUCGAUUCAGUGCACAAGUUUCCUGCACAACCGAUAUCAUGGACAACGACACCCUUGUAGUGUUUGUCCACGAGUUCGGCAACCUGCGAGUGGAGCUCGACUCUGUCGUACAUUGCAACUUGCAACUGGAGCAUUCCUACCUAGUCGACUUCUCGAAGGAACUUAUCAAUUGGGUCACGGACGCUGAUUACGCUUUGCUUGAUGUGAACGUCUUCCCAAAACCCUUCCCAAAGACUAGGAGCAGACAUCAGGACAACUACGCAGGAGAAGUCAUGACCUAUCUGUGGGACAAUUAUAUUCAGCUCACAAGUGCUCGUCGUGUUGUCCUGAUCGGUCAUGGACCAGGGUGUGAAGCUCUGAUGGAGCUCAUGCGCCAGCGAUCCGUCCAGGUUAUGAAAUGCGUCUAUGCUGUCGUCCAAGUUGUGGGCAACCACCAUGUUCCUGUAACCCCGGGAGAUAUCAGCAGUCUACGCCAAUGGUAUUAUCAGAAUUCACUGGUAGUCAUUCCAAACAGUCACACCGAGUUUCGUGACAAGAAAUUCCUCCGAAAACACGGGAAUGUGCUCCGAACUGAUGAAACCAAGGCUAUCAAACUUAUUAUCAAGGCUUUACCUUUGAUACGGGAUUUCGUUGGGAAGAAACUGCCACCUUCUAAGUCGGUUAACGCUGUGAAUCAAGUUGUGGCCGCAUGA
Molecule: messenger RNA, 2037 nt
Organism: Sparassis crispa
Lineage: Eukaryota; Fungi; Basidiomycota; Agaricomycetes; Polyporales; Sparassidaceae
Product: Histone deacetylase clr3
Exons: 17
Coding region: 1-2037 (678 amino acids)
Biological process (GO): chromatin organization
Cellular component (GO): histone deacetylase complex
Molecular function (GO): histone deacetylase activity
Source: RefSeq, a predicted model, not a curated record